Molecule: messenger RNA, 1996 nt
Organism: Echinops telfairi (small Madagascar hedgehog)
Lineage: Eukaryota; Metazoa; Chordata; Mammalia; Afrosoricida; Tenrecidae
Gene: SP7
Product: Sp7 transcription factor
Exons: 2
Coding region: 1-1299 (432 amino acids)
Biological process (GO): regulation of transcription by RNA polymerase II
Molecular function (GO): RNA polymerase II cis-regulatory region sequence-specific DNA binding; DNA-binding transcription factor activity, RNA polymerase II-specific
Source: RefSeq, a predicted model, not a curated record
AUGGCAUCCUCCCUGCUCGAGGAGGAAGCGCACUAUGGCUCCAGCCCCCUGGCUAUGCUGACUGCAGCGUGCAGCAAAUUCGGAGGCUCCAGCCCUCUGCGGGACUCCACCACACUGAGCAAAGUAGGAGCAAAGAAGCCAUACUCUGUGGGCAGUGACCUUUCAGCCCCCAAAGCCAUGGGGGAUGCCUACCCAGCCCCCUUCUCCAACACCAAUGGGCUCCUCUCACCUGCAGGCAGCCCUCCAGUGCCCACCACCUCGGGCUAUGCCAAUGACUACCCUCCCUUUUCCCACUCCUUCCCUGGGUCUACCAGCACCCAGGAUCCUGGGCUCCUUGUGCCCAAAGGGCACAGCUCUUCUGACUGCCUGCCCAGUGUCUACACCUCCCUGGACAUGGCGCACCCCUACGGCUCCUGGUACAAGGCGGGCAUCCAUGCGGGCAUCUCACCAGGCCCAGGCAAUGCUCCCAGUCCUUGGUGGGAUAUGCACCCUGGAGGCAACUGGUUGGGUGGUGGUCAGGGCCAGGGUGAUGGGUUGCAAGGGACGCUGCCCACAGGCCCUGCUCAGUCUCCACUGAACCCCCAGCUGCCCACCUACCCUUCUGACUUUGCCCCCCUGAAUCCAGCCCCCUACCCAACUCCCCAUCUCCUGCAGCCAGGGCCACAGCAUGUCCUGCCCCAAGAUGUCUAUAAACCCAAGGCAGUGGGCAAUAGUGGGCAGCUGGAGGGGGGUGGCGGCGCCAAGGCUCCGAGGGGUGCAGGCACCGGGGGAAGUGGUGGCUAUGGGGGUAGUGGGGCAGGGCGCUCCUCCUGUGACUGCCCCAACUGCCAGGAGCUAGAGCGGCUGGGGGCAGCUGCGGCUGGGCUGCGGAAGAAGUCCAUUCACAGCUGCCACAUCCCCGGCUGCGGCAAAGUGUACGGCAAGGCCUCGCACUUGAAGGCCCACCUGCGCUGGCACACGGGGGAGAGACCCUUUGUCUGCAACUGGCUCUUCUGCGGCAAGAGGUUCACUCGUUCCGACGAGCUGGAGCGUCACGUGCGCACUCACACCCGGGAGAAGAAGUUCACCUGUCUGCUCUGCUCCAAGCGCUUUACCCGGAGCGACCACCUGAGCAAACACCAGCGCACUCAUGGCGAGCCAGGCCCUGGGCCCCCUCCCAGCGGCCCCAAGGAGUUGGGGGAGACCCGCAGCGCCGAGGAAGAGGAGGCCAGUCAGACCCCUAGACCUUCCACCUCCCCUGCACCCCCUGAAAAAGCCCCCGGGGGCAGCCCGGAGCAAAGCAAUCUGCUGGAGAUCUGAGCUCGGGUAGGGUCUCCCUGCUCAGAGCUGUCUUGCCAGCCUCCCCUGGCCCCGUGGACCACUGCUUGCCCUCACAUCCCUUGCCCCCUGCAUGCCGCUCCAUUCCGUGGGGCUUUCACCAUCUCUCUCCUGGCCACCCUGAGCCAGGAGUGUCUCCCAGCAUGCCUCAUCUCACCGCCUCCCUUGCCAUAAGCCUGGCUUUCUGCAAACUCUCAUGCCAGGCCCUAGACGCCUGUGCCUGGUCCCUACACUCUUGCUUUCUCACGCUGGCUCACAGCUCCUCCCUCUCCCGCUCGCUCCUGCCACACCAUCACCAUCGCCACCGCCACCUCCAUUCUCUUCCAUUUGGGCUCCCAAUUCCGAAUUUCUCCAUCUCAAGAACAACUCCUUGACAGGAAUCCUUGCUGACCCCCAAGUUAUUUAUCUCUGGCCUUUCCUCAGUUUCCAGGCUCCCUUCUCUCAAAUUCCCACUCCGCCGCUUUCCCCUCUCGAGCUUUCCUCCUCUCUGCAAACACGAUGAUAAUGACGAUAAUUUAUUGCCCCCUGGUGGCCCCUUCCUUCACUAGGGACCAGAGUUAGGGGCACUGGGGUUAGUGACCUGGCAGGAAGCAGGGUGCCAUGAUGGGGGCAGACCAGUGGGGAUCUGAUCCCAAAGAUGGGGUGACCCCAGGGUCAGGGAGGCUGCCCCCAGGCCUGU